UAUAAUGCUUGAGUUUUGUUGAAUCAAAGGUCAAAAACAACAAUGGGUUUUCUCAGUUAUCUGUCAUCAACCAAAUUUCUUCUUGCAUUUGCCCUGUUUUUCCUCAAUAGUUUACAAGUUUGUGAUGGUAAGGAAUGCAGUAAUCAUGUUCAUGAUCUAUACAAAUCGAAAUCAACGAGGUACGAAGUUUGCAACUCACGAAAGCAUGAUCAUUUGACCCCAAGUGAAGAAUCUGCUUGGUCUAGUUUAUUUCCUAAGACAAUUAUUAGGGAAGAAGAUGAAUCUAGCUGGAAUUCUCUGUAUCAGAAGAUUAAGUACCCAGAUCAUUAUAAUAAGCUAAACAGGAAUUUUCUUAGAGAAAUUUCACUACAUAAUGUGAGGUUAGAGGAGACUGGUUCAUUUCAUGGUGUAGCUCAACAGACAAAUUUGGAGUAUUUGUUGAUGUUAAAUGUUGAUAGACUGGUUUGGAGCUUCAGAAAAACAGCUGGGUUGCCCACUGUAGGAAGUUCAUAUGGUGGAUGGGAAGCGCCUUCUAUUCAACUUCGUGGUCAUUUUGUAGGGCAUUACAUGAGCGCAACGGCACAAAUGUGGGCAAGCACUCACAACGACACCCUUGGAAAGAAAAUGACAGAAUUAGUAACGGCACUCAAGGAGUGUCAGGAUGCAAUUGGAACUGGUUAUCUUUCUGCAUUUCCAUCUCACUUCUUUGACAGACUUGAAGCUUUACAAGACGUCUGGGCCCCGUAUUAUACUAUCCACAAGAUUAUGGCAGGGUUGUUGGAUCAGCAUAGACUUGCUGGGAAUUCUGAAGCUCUUAAAAUGGUGACAUGGAUGGCUGAUUAUUUUUACAGACGAGUGCAGUAUGUUGUAGCAAUGUACAGCAUUGAACGACAUUGGUUGUCACUAAAUGAAGAAACUGGUGGCAUGAAUGAUGUCCUGUAUCAGGUGUUUAGUUACACGGGUAAUCUUAAGCACUUGUUGCUAGCUCAUCUUUUUGACAAACCAUGCUUUUUAGGAAUACUUGCAAUGAAGGCUGAUUAUAUAUCUGGUUUUCAUGCAAAUACCCACAUUCCAAUUAUUGUGGGUGCUCAAAUGAGAUAUGAAGUAACUGGUGAUGAACUUUAUAAGGAGAUAAGUGCAUUUUUCUUGGAUGUUGUAAACUCCACCCAUAGUUUUGCAACUGGGGGGACUUCAGUCUCCGAGUUCUGGAAAGAUCCAAAGAGGUUAGGUGACAACCUACACAACGAGAAUGAAGAAUCUUGUACAACCUACAAUAUGUUAAAGGUAUCGCGGAACUUGUUUAGAUGGACCAAAGAAGUGACUUAUGCAGAUUAUUAUGAGAGAGCACUUACAAAUGGUGUGCUAAGUAUACAAAAAGGAAGUGAACCUGGUGUAAUGAUCUAUAUGCUACCUUUAGGUCAUGGAGUCUCCAAAGGAAGAAGUCGGCAUGGUUGGGGAAAUCCAUUCGAUUCCUUCUGGUGUUGCUAUGGAACAGGAAUUGAGUCAUUCUCGAAGUUAGGGGAUUCCAUAUACUUUGAAGAGGACGGGGAUGUGCCUCAACUCUAUGUAAUUCAGUACAUAUCUAGCUCACUCAAUUGGGCAUCAACACGAAUUUCACUAGUCCAAGUCGUAGAUAAUGUUGUUUCAUGGAAUCCAAGCCUUAAAGUGAACAUCAAAGUUUCAGCCCAGGAGAUUCAGAGUUCAGGGACGGCAACCUUGAAUUUGCGGAUUCCAUCUUGGACAUCUUUGAGUGGUCUAAAAGCCUCUCUGAAUGGAGAUCCUUUGCCUUUACCAAACCCAGGUAAUUUUCUAUCAGUAUCUAGGAUCUGGGGCAAUGCGGAUCAAAUUGCACUACAGUUUCCCCUGUUACUCAGAACAGAAUUAGUACAAGAUGAUCGACCAAUGUAUGCUUCUCUUCAAGCAAUCUUGUACGGACCUUUCUUGCUCGCGGGUCUCUCAAAUGGAGACUACGAUAUCCAGACAGGACCCGUGGAUUCGGUUUCAGAUUGGAUAACCCCUGUGCCGUCUCACUAUAACUCCCGUCUGGUUUCUCUUGCACAAGAUAGACGAGGAAUCAGGUAUUUCCUCAGGAACCAAAACCAAGUUAUCAAAAUGCAAGCUACUGAAUCUCAAAAUCACUCGUCCUACGUGCAAGCAACUUUUAGGAUCAUUUUGAAGUCGGAAAUCUUAGGAAAAGAGAGUGUUAUUGAUAAAUAUGUCAUGUUAGAGCCAUUUGAUUUUCCUGGAACGGUAUUUGCAUACCGUUCCCAUGAGCCGGCUAAUGGGGUUAUUACAGUUACGGAUUACAGUGCACUCGACUCUAAGUGGUCGGCUGAGUUUGUGGUUCUUAAGGGACUUAAUGGGGAAAAUGAAACAGUCUCUUUUCGAACUAAAGAUGGUUGUUUUCUCUAUUCUGGAGUAAUGGAAACUCAAUCCGACACUGGCGUGAGGCUAAACUGCACAUAUUCACCGGAUAAGGAGGCAGUGAGCUUCCUGUGGAUCCAAGGUCUCAAGAGUUAUAGUUCGAUGAGCUUCGUGGCAAAAGGGUCGAGAAGGAGCUAUAUUCUUGAACCUUUACUAGGGUUGCAAGAUGAAUCGUAUAAUGUGUAUUUCAACAUCACCAAGUACUGA
Messenger RNA from Spinacia oleracea (spinach), 2631 nucleotides. RefSeq lists its product as uncharacterized. Gene Ontology annotation, biological process: carbohydrate metabolic process. The coding region runs from base 43 to 2631 and encodes 862 amino acids. NCBI's taxonomy places the organism in Eukaryota, Viridiplantae, Streptophyta, Magnoliopsida, Caryophyllales, Amaranthaceae. The record is from RefSeq and is a predicted model, not a curated record. The transcript is spliced from 12 exons.